Fusarium sp. VM40 is the source of this 2877-nucleotide messenger RNA. NCBI's taxonomy places the organism in Eukaryota, Fungi, Ascomycota, Sordariomycetes, Hypocreales, Nectriaceae. The record is from the annotation of a GenBank genome assembly.
AUGUUUCUCAAGAAGCUGCUCACCUCGGCUGUCGCCUUGAGCGGCACCGCUUUUGCACAGAGCAAAGCUGGCGUUGAAGAUCUCGACAAGCCCCGCAGAGACCUCUUCGAAAAAGACCUCUCCAAGUGCCCUGGCUACAAAGCCACCAAGCACUGGGAGACUCGCUCUGGCUUCUACGCGGACCUUUCUCUUGCGGGGAAGGCCUGCGAUGUCUUUGGCGUUGAUUUGCCCAAGCUGAAGCUUGAGGUCGAGUACCAAACCGAAGACCGUCUGCAUGUCAAGAUUUUGGACACCAACAACACCGUCUACCAAGUCCCCGACGACAUCUUUCCCCGUCCGGGCUAUGGUCAAUGGGCUUCUCCCAAGAACUCCAAGCUUCAAUUCAAGUUCAAGGCGGAUCCUUUCUCUUUCUCUGUCACUCGCAGAGACACCGGGGAGACCCUCUUCGACACCUCGGGCAGCAAGCUCGUUUUCGAGAGCCAGUAUGUCUACAUCAAGACCAAGCUCCCUGAGCGCCCUCACCUUUAUGGCCUCGGCGAGCACAGCGACCCCUUCAUGCUCAACUCGACCAACUACACCAGAACUAUCUACACUCGUGACUCCUACGGUACCCCCAAGGGCCAGAACCUCUACGGCGCUCACCCCAUUUACUUUGACCAUCGUGAGAAGGGCACCCACGGUGUCUUCCUUCUCAACUCCAAUGCCAUGGAUGUGUUUAUCGACAAGAAGAAGGGCAACCAGUUCCUCGAGUACAACGUCAUUGGCGGUGUUCUCGACUUCUACUUUGUUGCUGGACCUUCACCCCGAGAUGUCGCCAAGCAGUACGCCGAGAUUGUCAAGCUUCCUCUCAUGACACCUUACUGGGGUCUGGGUUUCCACCAGUGUAGAUACGGCUACCGUGAUGUCUAUGAGGUUGCUGCUGUUGUAGCCAACUAUUCAGCUGCUGGUAUUCCACUUGAGACAAUGUGGACUGAUAUUGACUACAUGGACCGUCGCCGUAUCUUCACUAUCGACCCCGAGAGAUUCCCCGCUGAUAAGUACAAGGAUCUCGUGGACACGAUCCACGCGCGGGAUCAGCACUACAUCGUCAUGGUCGACCCAGCUGUGUACGACAUGGAAUCUAACCCUGCUCUCGAUGCUGGUCGCGAGUACGACACUUUCAUGAAGGAGCCCAACGGCACAGACUACCGAGGUGUCGUGUGGGCUGGUCCUAGUGUGUUCCCUGACUGGUUCAACCCCAACUCUCAAAAGUACUGGAGUGAGCUGUUUGAGAACUUCUUCGAUGGAGAGAACGGUCCUGAUAUCGACGGUCUCUGGAUUGACAUGAACGAGCCCGCUAACUUCUUCAACCGCCCUUACCCCGGUAACAACACAACUCCUGAGAACUUCGCCAAGGUUGAUGGUGACCCACCCAAGGCCCCUCCUGUUCGAGAUGGUCCUCCUGCUCCUAUCCCCGGCUUCCCUGAGAGCUUGCAGCCUGCCUCUUCUCGCGGCUCAGACAAGCGCGAGGUCACUUCCGUCGCAAAGAUCACCAAGCGCUCUGUCGAGGUCCGCACCCACCGCCAACGUGGUGUUGGACAUUGGGCAACCCGUAAGCACUGGGGUCAGAACAAAUAUGGACGCCCCGGCUCUUCGUGGCAGAACGGCAAGAAGACUGGCUCCGGCUGUAGCUCUGAUGAGUGCAAGGGUCUCCCCAACCGAGACCUCAUUCAGCCUCCCUACAUGAUCCAGAACGGUGCUGGACCUACCCUGGCUGACGGUACAACUGAUACCGACCUUGUUCAGAGCGGUGAUUACCUCCAGUAUGACACGCACAACUUGUACGGUGCUCAGAUGUCUACACACUCUCAUAAUGCCAUGCGCGCCAGACGCCCUGAUAAGCGUGCUCUUGUCAUCACCCGAAGCACCUUCGCUGGCUCUGGCAAGGAUGUUUCUCACUGGCUUGGAGACAACCUCUCAAUCUGGGAUCAAUACCGCUUCAGUAUUGGACAGCUUCUGCAGUUUGCUUCUAUCUACCAGAUCCCUGUUGUUGGCGCCGACGUCUGUGGCUUCGGUGGCAAUGUCACCGAGACUCUUUGCGCAAGAUGGGCUACUCUUGGUAGCUUCUACACUUUCUUCCGCAACCACAACGAGAUCACAGCUUCUUCCCAGGAGUUCUACCGCUGGCCCAAGGUUGCCGAGGCAGCUCGCAACGGAAUCGCCAUCCGAUACCAGCUCCUUGAUUACAUCUACACCGCCAUCUACAAGCAGAACCAGACUGGUACCCCUACUCUCAACCCUCUGUUCUUCAACUACCCCAACGAUAAGAACACCUACUCCAUCGAUCUCCAGUUCUUCUACGGAGAUGGUAUCCUUGUCAGCCCCGUUACCAAGGAGAACAGCACCAAGCUCGAGUACUACCUGCCCGAUGAUAUCUUCUACGAGUGGUCCACUGGCAAGCCCGUCCGCGGACGUGCCCAGUACGAGUCUGCUGAAGUUGAACUCACCGACAUCAAGGUGCACUACAAGGGUGGCAUCGUCUACCCCCAGCGCAUCGAAAGUGCCAACACCACUACUGCGCUGCGCAAGAAGGGCUUCAACCUCGUCAUCGCCCCUGGCCUUGACGGCAAGGCUGAGGGUUCUCUGUACCUCGAUGAUGGUGAAUCUGUAGUUGUCGACACCGCAUCUGAGAUCGACUUCAAGUACAGCAAGGGCAAGCUGAGCAUGAGCGGUACCUUUGAAUAUGACGCUGGCGUUGGUAUUGAGACUAUCACCGUUCUUGGCGUCAACUCCAAGCCCAAGGGUACCGACCACGCCGAAUAUGAUGAGAAGAACAAGAAGCUGGUGUUUGCGGCCGAUAUUCCCUUGACCCGCAAGUGUCACGUGGACUUGUUCUAA